Messenger RNA from Tripterygium wilfordii, 1332 nucleotides. Its product is annotated as serine racemase-like. Gene Ontology annotation, molecular function: threonine racemase activity; D-serine ammonia-lyase activity; ATP binding. The transcript is spliced from 7 exons. NCBI's taxonomy places the organism in Eukaryota, Viridiplantae, Streptophyta, Magnoliopsida, Celastrales, Celastraceae. Gene Ontology annotation, biological process: L-serine metabolic process; D-serine biosynthetic process; pyruvate biosynthetic process. The record is from RefSeq and is a predicted model, not a curated record. The coding region runs from base 164 to 1159 and encodes 331 amino acids.
GCGGCGUCGUAUAUGGGAUUCCUCUCCUUGUCGGCUUCUAUGGCCAUCUUAAAGUUAAUGAUGAAGAGCGAACAAUACGAACCAAAUCCGCACCAAGCCAUGAAGUUCUUUUUGUGUUUGAUGCCAUUUGCAGUCCUGAAUCAAGUAAUUUGAUUGACUAGCGAUGGAAGAGGCAUCUAGAAUAAAGAAGUAUGCGGCUGAUAUUACCUCCAUAAGGGAAGCACAAGACCGCAUCAAACCUUUCAUACACAAAACUCCCGUCCUCUCCUCAGAAACUCUUAGUUCUAUUUCUGGAAGGAAGUUAUAUUUUAAGUGUGAAUGUUUUCAGAAGGGUGGAGCAUUUAAAUUCAGAGGUGCCUGCAACGCGAUAUUUUCCCUUGCCGAUGACCAAGCUGUUAAAGGGGUUGUAACGCACAGCAGUGGUAACCAUGCUGCAGCGUUGGCUUUGGCUGCAAAAUUACGGGGCAUUCCAGCUUAUAUAGUUAUUCCAAGAAAUGCUCCAAAAUGCAAAGUUGAGAAUGUAUUGCGUUAUGGUGGUCAAGUUAUCUGGAGUGAAGCAACAAUGCAAUCAAGGGAGAGUACUGCAAGCAAGAUUUUACAAGAAACAGGUGGAGUUCUGGUACAUCCAUAUAAUGAUGGGCGGAUUAUAAGUGGGCAGGGUACCAUAUCACUGGAGCUUCUGGAGCAAGCCCCACAUUUAGACACCAUUAUAGUCCCUAUAAGUGGUGGUGGUUUGAUAUCAGGGGUGGCAUUGGCUGCCAAAUCCAUUAACCCUGCCAUUCGAAUUUUCGCUGCUGAACCUCAGGGAGCUAAUGAUGCUGCUCAAUCCAAAGCGGCUGCUCGGAUUAUAACAUUACCCGAGACCAAUACAAUUGCUGAUGGGCUCAGAGCUUUUCUAGGAGAUCUUACCUGGCCUGUAGUGAGAGAUCUGGUUGAUGAUGUGAUAAAUGUUGAAGAUACAGAGAUAAUACAAGCCAUGAAGCUCUGUUAUGAGAUUCUAAAGGUCGCAGUUGAACCUAGCGGAGCAAUAGGCCUAGCAGCUGUCUUAUCCGAUAGUUUCAGGAAAAACCCUGUUUGGAAUGAUUGCAAACACAUAGGAAUCAUACUUUCAGGAGGCAAUGUUGAUCUUGGUAUGCUCUGGGAUUCCUUUAGAAAAUGAUGUCAAAUUUGUCUUUGCUCCUUUAUAAAAAAGUUUUCCUAGGCAAUGAAAAUAUGAAAUUUCAGCACCCUUUGAUGUCAAGAUAAAUGGUAGCAACAAUUUAUUCUAUUGUAAUGCGACACAUAUCUUCCAAUAUAUUCUUAACCAUUUUAUGUGCAAUGGUUAGUUCUCUU